Grosmannia clavigera kw1407 is the source of this 2355-nucleotide messenger RNA. Its product is annotated as transcription initiation factor tfiid. Gene Ontology annotation, biological process: transcription initiation at RNA polymerase II promoter. Lineage: Eukaryota; Fungi; Ascomycota; Sordariomycetes; Ophiostomatales; Ophiostomataceae. Gene Ontology annotation, cellular component: transcription factor TFIID complex. The transcript has 5 exons. The coding region runs from base 1 to 2355 and encodes 784 amino acids. Gene Ontology annotation, molecular function: protein binding; RNA polymerase II general transcription initiation factor activity. The record is from RefSeq and is a predicted model, not a curated record.
AUGUCUGCACCCAACCAGCACGGCGGCCAGCAUGGCUCGGGGGUUGGGCCGUCGUCGGCUGCCACGGCAACUUCGCAAGCAACGUCGAAUUCUCCUUCCGAUCUGAACAAAAUUGCUCACGCCGUGCAGAGCACGGUGGGCGGCAAGGACAAGGCGCCGCGGCCAGAAAAGUGCAUACACUAUUUGCUGAAGAAAGGAUUCACGAAAACCGAGGCAACAUUCCGCAAGGAGUCUGCAGUUGUCAAUGCUGACGGCCGGCCCGUUCGAAGGAGAGUCGACGACAUGGGUCCCGAGCGCUACGGAAAAGCUUUUAAGCUGCUGAAGAACUGGAUUGAGAAUGGGCUGGAUCUGUACAAGUUUGAGCUUUGGAAGCUUUUGUGGCCUGUCUUUGUAUACUCGUUUCUGGACUUGGUAGAGCAGAAUUUCGUGCCAGAGUCCAAGGCGUUCCUCCUAGAGCGGAAGCCAGACUUCGAGGGCAAUCACGCCGACGACCUCCGCACAUUUGGCACAAUCCAGCUGCCCGUCCACAUCACGGAAAACCCGACGACCAGAACCUACCGGCAGAACAGAUACCGAAUUCCACUGAACCAGCAUGUCAGCGGCCAGCUCUUCAGCUUCUUGGAGCGCCAGGAAGAGGCUGGUGGCAACGUGAUCACACAUAUCCUACAGGCCCACUGCCAAUUGGAUUCUACUGCCCGCGGCCCCAUCGAGCCAUACAGCUUUGAGGCCAUUGCACGUCGUGCUCAGAACAUGGACCUGGACGAGGCAGACGCUCAGGAGGGCAUUUCGGGUGUGUUUACGGGCGUCAGCAACCGGGAUGUUCUCAGCGCGCAUACGGCACUGAGACUGGGGCCGCUGCCGAUGGAGUCCGACCUGCGGGAAGACGUUCGUGCGGAGCUCGAAGAACAAGACCAGCGGCAGCCGCCUGCUGUCGGUGUUCCGUCUCUGGUCUCGGAGUUUGACGCAAAGAUCAAGCAGGAAGAGGGCGUGGACGGGCCUUCUCGUACCGACCUCCCGCUACCGCCAUCGCGGGCAAGAGAUGUUGUGAUGGAGAUGCAGAAGAUUCGCGAAAACCGGGACCGUUUUCGCAUUGAUGACCACACUGGCGGUGUCGGGGUGCCAGUUUCGGUGUGCAUGUUCACAUUUCACAACACCAGUGGCAGCGUCUCAUCCAUGGCCUUCUCCAAGGACCACCGGCUUGUUGCUUAUGGCACGAUGGACUCGUACAUCCGGGUCUGGAGCGUCGAUGGCAAGGCGCUGAAGAGCAAGCUGAUCGGAGAUGAGGACAAGACAAACAACAGAAAGCUAGUGGGCCAUUCCGGGCCGGUCUACGGCCUCUCCUUCUCCGACGCCGUGGCUGGGUUCAAGCACAAUCCUUUUGACGAGAGGCAAGCCCCGCUAGAGACAGACUCGAAGCUGCUGCUGUCUAGUUCUGCUGACGGUACGGUGCGACUCUGGAGCCUGGAUGUGUGGUCUUGUCUCUGCGUAUACAAGUCUCACACCGGGCCUGUGUUCCGGGUGCUUUGGGGGCCACACGGUCAUUAUUUCCUCACGGCUGGCUGGGACAAGACGGCGCGAAUCUUUACGCAGGACCACGCCUCUGCACAGCGGCUACUGGUAGGACACAACACGAGCAUCUCGGCCAUCGCGUGGCAUUCAAACGGGACGUAUGUUUUUUCUGCAUCUGACGAGACAGACAAGACGAUUCGCAUGUGGUCUGUAAUCAAGGGCGAUUGCGUGCGCGUCUUCACAGGACACGCAGAUUACAUCAGUGCGCUAGAGUGUGCACCAAACGGCAGAAUCCUAGCAAGUGCCGAUACAGGGGGCAACAUUUUCAUAUGGGAUAUUGAGAAGGGCACUCGUAUCAAGCGAUGCCGCGGUCACGCAAAGGGCGGCAUCCCGUCGCUGAGCUUCAGUGCCGAAUCCACGGCUCUCGUAUCAGGUGGGCUAGAUGGCACUGUCCGUCUCUGGGAUGUCAAUCUGCGGAAGGACAUCAACAAGGGACCCGCACUCCUCGGAGUGGGUGCAUCGGCAACGACGGCAGCGGGAGCAGGAGCAGGAGCAGGAGCAGCGACUGAUGCAGCCGGCAACGCAGCCAGUGACUCUGUGACAGUCGGCGGUGUACACGACCGAAGCAUCACGGUGGGAGGCCAUUCGGCACAGGCCAGCACGAGCACGGGCACGGGCACAUCGACAGCAGGUGGAGGCGGCGGUACGGGCAAGAAGAAGGGGAGCAAAGAAGUCAUGAUCACACCGGACCAGAUCAGCGCAUUUGCCACAAAGAAGACGCCGGUGCUGCGUGUCGAGUUCACGCGCAUGAACCUGGUCGUUUGUGGCGGAUGCUUCGACCCAUGA